AUGCCAGACGGAAGGGAAAACGACGCUCAACAAGCAGCGGCAGCGGGCCGGCAAAAUGACGCCAGCUUUUUCAACCCGUUCGCCGUCGAACUGCCAGAGAAGUUGGAUUUCCGAGACCCGAAUGAAUGGAAACGUUGGAUCGCAAGGUGGUGCGGCAGUACACAGCAGCAUUUCAAGAAGCAGUGUCCAGCCUUCGGAAAGCUCUGCAACAACUGUGGGAAAACUGGUCACUAUGCAAAAGUAUGCUUGUCGGGACGCCAGCAACCUAUAGGGCAAAGGGCGUUCGGAUCCAGCACAAAGAAAUCAAGGACAGCAAACACGGAGGAAGUGUUUCUUGGUGAGGUCAGCGAGACAGACACCCUGGAACCCGAGGCAAGACCAGAGUUCUCCCAACUCUUCACAGGACUUGGUAAAAUGAAAACUGUCUACAAGGUGACACUCAAAGCAAAUGCUACGCCGUAUGCAGUGACAACGCCUCGACGAGUGGCUGUUCCACUCCAGCCUAAAGUCGAACAAGAACUACGGAGAAUGAAGGAUCUUGGAGUGAUCCAGCAGGUUUACCAUGCGACACCAUGGUGUGCACCUAUGGUCAUUUCAGCGAAACAGAAUGGAGAGAUCAGAAUCUGCAUUGACUACACUGAAUUGAACCGCCAGCUGAUCCGGGAAAGGGUCAUCAUGCCUACAGUUGAAGAAAACUUGGCGAAGCUGGCCAAUGCAAAAGUUUUCAGCAAGCUUGAUGCAAAUUCUGGCUACUGGCAGACACCCCUCGCACCAGAGUCGCAGGACUUGACCACAUUUAUCACGCCGUUUGGGAGAUUUCAGUUCCUGCGAUUACCUUUUGGCAUUGCGACAGCGCCAGAGUUCUUUCAGCGAGAGAUGCUUCGCAUUCUUGAGGGACUCCCCGGAAUAGCAUGCCACCAGGACGACGUCGUCGUUUAUGGGAAGAACCAGGUGGAGCACAACGCAAACCUCACAGCACUGCUUCAGAGGCUCAAGGGCGCAGGAAUGACUCUAAAUCCACACAAGUGUGAAUUCAGCAAAAGAAGAGUCAAGUUUCUCGGGCACAUCUUGAAUGAAGCGGGUAUCGCUGGUGACCAGGAGAAAACUGAAGCCAUCAGAAAGAUGCCACUGCCAGAGAACACCACCGAGCUCAGGUCGUUCCUGGGCAUGGUCAACCAGCUGGCAAAAUUUCUCCCGGGACUGGCCGAGAAUACAAAACCUUUGCGAGACCUGCUGCUGGAUGAAGCAGUUUGGGUUUGGCACCAGACUCAACAAGAAGCCUUCUAUCGGGUCAAGGAUGACCUAACGACAAAACCAGUGUUGUGCUACUACGAUUCACAAAGGCCUCUGACGAUAUCAGCUGAUGCCUCCUCCUAUGGCUUGGGAGCUGUUCUGCUCCAAACAAAUGACGGCAAGCGGCAGCCAGUGGCAUACGCUUCCAGGGCAAUGACACCGACAGAACAAAAGUAUGCUCAGGUGGAGAAGGAGGCACUUGCCAUAACAUGGGCGUGUGAACGUUUCAGGAUGUAUGUGCUCGGUCUGCAGUUCAGUAUAGAGACUGAUCACAAACCCUUGGUGCCUUUGUUCUCAACAAAACGCAUUGACGAAAUGACACCACGACUGCAGCGCUUUCGCAUGCGUGUGCUUGAGUAUGACUUCACGAUUUCACACAUACCAGGAAAGGACAUGCACACAGCUGAUGUCUUGUCGCGCAAACCGCUGCAGUGCUCCGGCAAACACCUUGCAUCCGUCAUAGAAGAGUAUGAACUUCUGACCAUUGAGCAGCUGCCAGCAUCAACUGAGAUGCUGAACAGGUCCAAGAUCGAGCUGCAAAAAGAUGCAACGACAUCACUGGUCAUGCACUACUGCACUACCAAAUGGCCAAAAGCAGAAAUGCUGGCACCUGAGGUGCGCAAGUAUGCAAGUGUGGCCGAUGAACUGUCUGUCGUACAGGGACUUUUACUUCGGGGCACAAGGAUAGUCUUUCCCCCUUCAUUACGCAAAGAAGUUCUGCAGCGACUACGCACUGGACACCAAGGCGUUGUGAGAUGCCGAGCAAGAGCACGGGAGUCUUCGUGGUGGCCAGCAAUCAGCCAGGACGUUGAAACGUACGUGAGGAGAUGCGCAACCUGCACAAAGCACCGUCCUGUGGCAAAUGAAGACUUGCUUCAGACACCAAUCCCAGAACGCCCGUGGCAAGUGGUAGGUACAGACUUGUUCCACCACGAAGGGAGGAACUACAUAGUAGCUGUUGACUACUACUCAAGGUUUUUUGAACUGGAAGAGCUUUGUGGAACGCAAACCAAACAUGUGGUGCAGUUCCUUAGUAAUUUGUUCGCUCGCUAUGGCAUUACGGACAUUUUGAGGUCCGACAAUGGCCCGCAGUACAGCUCACUCGAGUUCCUGCAAUUUAUGAGCAGUUGGGGUGUAAGACAUGUGACCUCCAGCCCGCAUUACGCGCAAAGCAAUGGUGAAGCUGAGAGAGCAGUCCAGACUGCCAAGAACAUCAUCCGUGAAUCCACGAAUGUUGCGGAAUGCCUCUUUGUCCACAGAGCUACACCUGGACCCGAGGGUUACUCGCCAGCUGAGCUUCUCAUGGGCCGCAAGCUCAAAACAAACGUCCCUACUCUGCCUGAAAUACUUGAGCCCAAGUGGGAAUACCAGAAUCAGUUCCAGGCAAAACAAUGA
Dermacentor silvarum is the source of this 2688-nucleotide messenger RNA. RefSeq lists its product as uncharacterized. The transcript has 2 exons. Gene Ontology annotation, molecular function: zinc ion binding; nucleic acid binding. The record is from RefSeq and is a predicted model, not a curated record. Gene Ontology annotation, biological process: DNA integration. NCBI's taxonomy places the organism in Eukaryota, Metazoa, Arthropoda, Arachnida, Ixodida, Ixodidae. Bases 1 to 2688 code for a protein of 895 amino acids.